UUUGUUUGAAAUCAAACGGCAACCGUGACUCGUUGGUUGCUGAGUGCGCCCGAAUUUCCCGCAAUUUCUGUCAUGCCCGACCAGUUGUAGAGACGUUCGGGAGCAUCUACGUUUCGUCGCGGAACGCGAAGAAACCGGGACGGACGCGCGCACGUUGUUAUUUAUCACAGUCUUUUAUUGUUACCCGGUGUCUCGUCCCGGCGGUGGAGUUCCACGAUCCCAUACACGUUGUUGACUGAAUUUCGUGCGUGAGGGAUAUCAUCGCGCGAGUUACGGCGAUAAUGGCUACAAUCAGGAUACACCAGGAGGAUCAGGAGAAUCGCAUUACCGGCGAUUUGCGCGGACGCGGGAAGGAAAAUCUCGCCGCCGCCGCCACCGCCGCUGCUGCCGUAAGCACACAAACACAAGUGUUGCACCAGGCGAAACGCGCCGUCCUCGGAGUUCUGCACAACAAUUGCCCUCGGAACGGGACGAAGCCUCAGGAGAUCUACAAAGAUGAGAAGUAUGUCAAAUCUAAACCAUUUAUACCUAUGCAAUCAGAGUCUUUCAAAAUUUAUGAAGAAGACUUUUAUAAGAAAGAGGAACCAACUUUCAAAAUUUACGAGGAUAAAUUAGAAGAAGAGACAUCUGUCGCCCUUAGAAACUCAAAGGAGAACAAGGAAGUAAAAGAAACAAUAGCGAAAUCUGAGAAAGAACAGCCAAGAUUAGAAAUAUGCACUAUAGAUAGCACUUCUACUUAUGCGUUUUGUAAUAAGAUCGAAGAAGUCGAUCAAAAAAAGAAGGAUGAUAUCUUAUUGAAAGAUAGUCCCAUGUCCCUGGGAAUGUCAUUGGAGAAAUCUCUCACAUAUAGCAGUUCUUCCAACGAAGAGUAUAGACUCAGAAGAGAAUGUAAUAAGGAAUUGAGAAUUAAUAUCUUUGAUGUAGAUGAAUAUAGAGCUGAUAUAUACAAUUAUUUACGAACAUCAGAGUCACUACAUAGACCAAAGCCUGGUUAUAUGAAGAAACAACCUGAUAUUACGUAUUCAAUGAGAUCUAUAUUGAUAGAUUGGCUUGUAGAGGUAGCUGAAGAAUAUCGAUUACAGGACGAGACGCUUUACUUGGCCAUUUCAUAUAUUGAUCGCUUUUUAUCGUACAUGAGUGUUGUAAGAUCAAAAUUACAACUUGUUGGGACUGCCGCUAUGUUUAUUGCAGCGAAAUACGAGGAGAUUUAUCCUCCCGAUGUAGGAGAAUUUGUAUAUAUCACGGAUGAUACAUAUUCAAAAACACAAGUGAUAAAAAUGGAAAAUUUGAUAUUGAGAGUUUUAUCGUUUGAUUUAACUGUACCGACACAUGUCACAUUUCUUAUGGAAUACUGUAUCAGCAACAACUUAUCGGAUAAAAUUAAAUUUUUGGCAAUGUACUUAUGUGAGUUGUCAAUGCUGGAGGGAGACCCAUAUUUACAAUAUUUGCCCAGUCACUUGGCUGCGUCCGCGAUAGCACUAGCGCGGCAUACGUUUCGUGAAGAGAUUUGGCCACACGAAUUGGAACUGUCAACUGGAUACAAUUUGAAAACUCUUAAAGAAUGUAUUGCGUAUUUGAACAGAACCUUCUCCAAUGCUCCUAACUUUCAGCAAACGGCAAUACAGGAGAAGUAUAGAAGCAGCAAAUACGGUCAUGUAUCUAUGCUGUUGCCUCGUAGUACCGAGGCGGUAUCGUGCGAGGACGAAGAUGAAGAAGGAAACGCUUAGUAAAAAAUAUUAUCAGACACAGGAUUAAAAUAAUUUUUUUCUGUGUCUUUACGUUAAUAAUUGAAUAACGAACCUCCCGAAACAGCUCUACAUACACUGAAAAUGGAGGAGGGGAUCAGGGCAAGACUUGAUCUGCCAUUCUGGCAAAAUGGGAGAAAAAUCAUAUGAUUUAUUUCUUUUUGUUGGCUUGUUGCAGUCGGGUCGGUACAUUUUGCGAGAGCAAAUUGGUACCUGACUCUCCUACCUUCAUCGCACAUUAUCUUGUAUCAUCGUCUUCUUAUUAAGUCAUGGCCUAACAAAAAUUUUCAUAAUUUAGAGUUUCUUCAUAUCGAUGUGAAACUCUAGCCAAAAAGAAAAAGAGGGAGAAAGACAAACAAGACAUUAUCUAGAAAUUGUAUUUUUAUAAGUACUUUUUAGAGGAUUAAAACAAACGCGAUACAUGCAAACGGCUAAAAAUUCGAUUGCAAGUAAACCGUUCCAAUAAUAAGAAUCGUAAGCAAAGCGAUUUUAUAUUUAUUAUUAUCGUUUUACCAUUAGGCGUGUGCCAUUUAACGGUAAAAACGACAUAUUCUGUUUGAGAUAUCCCAGAGAAAUUAAUUUGCAAUUAAUUAUUUCGAUCAAUUUUUCAGUCCUUGUACAGUUAUUUAUUUACAACAUUCUAGGUACCAUAAUAUCAAAUGCGUAGUUUGUUUUAUUAGAAGUAAGGUGUAUCUUUUAUAUAUAUAUAUAUCCCUGUAUUACAUUAUAUACAAGAAUAUUAGAUUAUACGCUGUGCAAGAUUACAUUGUCAAUUCUUUCCUGGCACAAAUCGUUUUGAAUUUUUCUUUCAAGAACACGCGUGCCUUUUUUUUACAACCAGUCGUUCAUAGUGUGUGAAUGUAAAUGAAUCGCACAUUCGCAGUAAUUAAUAUACAUUCAUUUCAAUGACGCACAUUUUCAAUCGUAUUGACGUGCAAUAUUGCACAGCAUAAAUUACCGCACUUUAACAUAGCGCAAAAUACCUAAGUGUUCAUCAAAUCUAAUAUGCAUGAAAAUAUGUUCAUAUGAGAAAUUUAAAUACAGAUAUAAAAAAAUGUUAUGGAAUCAUAUAUCGUUACAUGAUUACACGUUCAGUUCUAUAUUAAUUGUAAAUUUUAUGAUCUGCUCCACAAAGUUUAAUAUAGCUGACGUGGCAUGAGGACUAGAAUUUUUCCAAAGAUUACUGUUGAUGAACUAAAAAAAUAUAACUAGCUUCCGAGAUGGGCCAAGCAUAAAAUAAAAAUUGUUACCGC
Molecule: messenger RNA, 2998 nt
Organism: Acromyrmex echinatior (Panamanian leafcutter ant)
Lineage: Eukaryota; Metazoa; Arthropoda; Insecta; Hymenoptera; Formicidae
Gene: CycA
Product: cyclin A
Biological process (GO): mitotic cell cycle phase transition
Molecular function (GO): cyclin-dependent protein serine/threonine kinase regulator activity
Source: RefSeq, a predicted model, not a curated record